AUGAAACUGACUAUGAUAAUAAAUUUAUUUGAAAUAUUUGAUCCUUCAUUUAACAAUUAUUUAUCAUUAAAUUGAUUAUUUAUAUUUCUUCCUAUUAUUGUUAUACCAAGAACUUUCUGAUUAAUUCAAUCACGUAUUUUAUUUACAUUUAAAACUUUAUUAAAUUAUAUAUAUAAUGAAUUUAAAGUAAUUUCUAAAUCAAAUUAUCAAUCUAAUAUUAUUAUUUUUAUUAGAUUAAUAAUUUAUAUUAUAAUUACAAAUUUAUUUAGAUUAAUUCCUUAUAUUUUUACUUUAACAAGACAUUUAUUAUUAAAUAUAAUUUUAUCAUUAACAUUAUGAUUUAGAUUCUUAAUUUAUUUAAUUUAUAAAAAUACAAUACAAUUUUUAAGACAUCUUGUUCCAUUAAAUUCACCAGUAUUUUUAAUAAAUUUCAUAGUAAUUAUUGAAUUAAUUAGAUUAAUUAUUCGACCAUGAACUUUAUCAAUUCGAUUAUCAGCAAAUUUAAUUUCUGGACAUUUAAUUUUAACUCUUCUAGGUAUUUUUAUUAGAAAUUUUAUUACAUUAUUACCAAUUAAUAUUUUAAUUCAAAAUAUAUUAUUAACACUAGAAAUUUUUAUAUCUAUUAUUCAAAGAUAUGUAUUUUCUAUUCUUUUAAUUCUUUAUUUUUCUGAAUCAAAUUAA
Apis florea (little honeybee) is the source of this 681-nucleotide messenger RNA. NCBI's taxonomy places the organism in Eukaryota, Metazoa, Arthropoda, Insecta, Hymenoptera, Apidae. The record is from the annotation of a RefSeq genome assembly.